AUGCGUACCCUGUCUACUCUCUACCUGGUAGCCCAGGCGGUCAUACCUCCAGUUUAUGGGCGUCUUGUUCGUCAUGACGCCUCGUUCCAACCUGACCAUAUCCUUCGAGUGGCUGCUGAGAAUUACAGCCAAGCAUGCUCCGAGCGCUACUCUGUCUUGGUGAAUGGGUCAUUGCCAGGGCCUGAACUUCGCCUACAGGAAGGCGAAGUGAGCUGGAUCCGGGUUUAUAAUGACAUGGAGGAUUCGAAUGUCACUAUGCAUUGGCACGGCCUAUCCGCCUUUACGGCACCGUUCUCUGAUGGGACACCCAUGGCCAGCCAGUGGCCUAUCCCACCUGGUCACUUUUUUGACUAUGAGGUCCUUCCAGAAGUCGGCUAUGCUGGCACUUACUUUUACCACUCCCAUGUCGGCUUCCAAGCUGUCACUGCUGCAGGUGCUCUCAUUGUGGAAUCAACUGAACAACCGCCAUACAAUGAUCCGAGUGCUCUUUUGGUAAACGGUCAGGGUCGGUCGGCGAAUGACACCGACGGAUCGUGCAAGCUUGCCGCGCUCGAGGUCGAAGCCAGCAAAACCUACCGUUUACGAUUCAUUGGGGCCACAGCUCUAUCGACGCUCUCGUUGUCAAUCGAGGACCACGAUGUGCUCGAGAUUAUAGAGGCGGAUGGGCACUACACGAAGUCUGCCGAGACUGGUUUCGUACAGAUUGCCAGUGGCCAGCGGUAUAGCGUGCUCCUAAAAACAAAGACAGAAGACGAGCUGCAAGCAGCCGGAUCUCGACAGUUUUAUUUCCAGAUAAAUACUGUUGGAGGCCCACCUGCCCUGACCACGUAUGCGAUUUUGCAAUACCCGUCAGAGGAGGAGCCUGAUUUAACAACCAUCCCGGCCGAUCCUCCCCUGCCUCUGGCCACGCUCACUAAUGGCUGGCUUGACUAUACCUUGCAGCCAUACGGGGCAGACCCAAACUUUCCCACGGCAGAUGAAGUGACUCGACGUAUCGUGGUCACAGUUCACUCGAAUGCUAGUGAUCAUAUUGUCUAUCUUCAAAACGGGUAUGAUUGGGUGGAGACUUUCCCCGGCUCUCCUUACCUAGUCGAUAUAUACAACGGCGAACUUGACCUUGACUCGACGUAUGAGCGAGCAGUGGACAGCGGCAACGCCUUUGAUAACCAGACCCGGCUCUUCCCUGCGAAGAUGGGUGAGGUCCUAGAGAUUGUCUGGCAGAACCAAGGCGGCGUCGAUGUCGGCGACGUCCAGCACCAUCCAUUUCACGGACACGGCAGGCACUUUUACGACAUUGGUGGCGGGCCAGGACUCUACGACCCGACAAAGAAUGAGGAGCGCCUAAAAGAGACCAGUCCAGUGCAACGCGACACAACCAUAUUGUACGGCUACCAGGACAAGACCUCUCCGCUCGAGCCGUCCGGUUGGAGAGCAUGGCGUGUCCGGGUUGAAGCCGCUGGAGUGUGGAUGAUGCACUGCCACAUUCUCCAUCAUAUGGUAAUGGGUAUGCAGACUGUUUUUGUGUUUGGCAACGAAGAAGACAUCAAGGAGCAAGCUGGGCCCGUCGCUGACGGCUACCUGACCUAUGGUGGUUCUGCAUAUGGAAAUAGCAAGCGUAGCCCUGAAGUGAGGCAUUAUUUUUAG
Akanthomyces muscarius is the source of this 1644-nucleotide messenger RNA. RefSeq lists its product as uncharacterized. The transcript has 3 exons. NCBI's taxonomy places the organism in Eukaryota, Fungi, Ascomycota, Sordariomycetes, Hypocreales, Cordycipitaceae. The record is from RefSeq and is a predicted model, not a curated record. The coding region runs from base 1 to 1644 and encodes 547 amino acids. Gene Ontology annotation, molecular function: copper ion binding; oxidoreductase activity.